UUGCCCUCCUAGUAGUGUUCAAGGGGACCUCAGCCUGGCCCCUAGACAUGGAAGCCUCUGAGGAGCCCAGGCAGUGCCCUGCCCGGGGGUCAUGCCCAGUGUUCUUGGCCAUGAGCUCAGGCACUGUCCGCUAUGCCCCAUCAGGUUUGAGUCCUAUACCUGAGAGGAACUGUAGAGAGGAACACUGGAAUACAAACAGCACACCUCAACCAGAUGAGGACCUCUCCACAGGCCUCUCGGCUGUCUCAGUACCCUGGAAAAGCCUUGGCCCCAGCAAAGGUCACCGGGAAUCCCCAGGAAGCCUGGUGGAAACCUCUGCUUCCCGGAAGGAGGCCCAGGGUGAAGAACACUCAGCAGCUGCUCCCCUGGAUGUGUCACGCCUGCGCAGCUCCUCCAUGGAGAUCCGAGAGAAGGGAUCAGAGUUCCUGAAGGAGGAACUACACAAAGCCCAGAAGGAGCUGAAGCUGAAGGAUGAGGAGUGUGAACGGCUUUGCAAGGUGCGUGCGCAGCUGGAGCAGGAGCUGGAGGAACUGACAGCCAGCCUGUUCCAGGAAGCUCACAAGAUGGUUCGGGAAGCCAACAUGAAGCAGGCUGCAUCAGAAAAGCAGUUGAAGGAGGCUUGGGGCAAGAUUGACAUGCUGCAGGCAGAGGUGACAGCCUUGAAGACACUGGUCAUCACGUCCACACCAGCCUCUCCCAACCGUGAGCUCCACCCACAGCUGCUGAGCCCCACCAAGGCUGGACCCCGAAAGGGCCACUCACGCCAUAAGAGUACCAGCAGCUCCCUCUGCCCAGUUGUGUGCCACACAACAGGGAAUAUCCCCACCCCAGACAGAGACGGCAAGGAGGUGGAUACCACCCUGUUUUCAGAGUUCCAGGCUUGGAGGGCAUCACCUACCCUGGAUAAGGACUGCCCCUUCCUGGAAAGGGUGUACCGGGAGGAUGUGGGCCCCUGCCUCGACUUCACAGUGCAGGAGCUCUCGGCUCUGGUGCGGGCUGCUGUGGAGGACAACACACUCACCAUCGAGCCCGUGGCUUCACAGACUGUGCCCACAGUGAAGGUGCCCACUGUUGAAUGUAACAACACCAAAACAUGUGCCCUGAGUGGACUGGCCCGUACCUGUCACCAUCGAAUUCGCCUCGGGGACUCUGAAAGUCAUUAUUACAUCUCACCAUCGUCCAGGGCCAGGAUCACUGCAGUAUGCAACUUCUUCACCUACAUUCGCUAUAUCCAGCAAGGCUUGGUUCGGCAGGAUGCUGAACCGAUGUUCUGGGAGAUUAUGAGACUUCGGAAGGGGAUGUCACUAGCCAAGCUUGGCUUCUUCCCCCAGGAGGCCUAGGGCAUGGCCCCAGGCCUGAAGUAGGCUCUGAGCUAGAGCAAACAGCUGCCUUGGGACAGACAGACAAGAAAUCCUGGAGCCAGCUUGAGCCAGAAGCUGAAAGGACAGAUAAACAGCCAGGCUGUAGAGACAGCACUAAGCCAGUCCCGCCCAUUCCUCCUGGGACAGACAGAAGGACAGCCUGCCCUGGACUUCAUGAGAUGACCCUCUUGCCCACUGGGCUCUGUAGCCACUAAGAGACUCUCAAGAAAGCACCAAAGAUCAAGGCACUUGGAACCAUAUUGGGGAAAGGCUCAGUCCUAGAGAGGGGACCCUUGAGCAGCCAGUACCCUCUCCACAAUUCCCUGCUGCUUACCAAUGCUCUGUUGCUGCCACAUCUUUAGAAAGGGACUGUUAUAAGGUGGCUGGAUCUCCAGAGUAUGCUCCGCCACAGCCUCUAAGCCCUGGGUCAUCAGCACCCCCUUGUGGCCAUCUCUCAACCUGUACUGAGUGGCCUCAGGUUGCCCCAGCAGUAGGGCAAGCAUCUCUCUCCAAUCUGAGAAUUCUGGAGGGACAACUGCCAGAAAGUGCUCUGAAAAUGAGUCCUAGACACACCCAUUCCUCUGCAUAGAGGCCUCUCUUUCCCCUCCCUUCCUACUUCAACCCCAUCUCCAGGAGGUCCUGGUCCUAAAAUUGCCAGGGGCCUGGGCUCUUUCUUCCCAAAGUGUGGCACCAGGGAACCUCGGGACAUUUGGGCAGCCAUCCAGACUACAGGGGCCCUGGAUGUGGGACUGGAUGGAGUGGGCAGGCUACCCAGGACCUGGACCCUGCCUUAUCCAUCAUAGCCCACCGGGAACUGGGCUUGGGGGUUCCAACCUGGGCAUAUUCCCUCACCACGCCCCUAUUUCCUUCGAGUGGAAUGUAACGCGAUCUCUAUUUAAUAAAGGAAGGCUUUGUUGGUA
Messenger RNA from Phodopus roborovskii (desert hamster), 2281 nucleotides. It is a transcript of the gene Rab3il1, whose product is annotated as RAB3A interacting protein like 1. Bases 48 to 1340 code for a protein of 430 amino acids. Gene Ontology annotation, molecular function: guanyl-nucleotide exchange factor activity. Lineage: Eukaryota; Metazoa; Chordata; Mammalia; Rodentia; Cricetidae. Gene Ontology annotation, biological process: exocytosis. The record is from RefSeq and is a predicted model, not a curated record. The transcript has 10 exons. Gene Ontology annotation, cellular component: Golgi to plasma membrane transport vesicle.